AUGCAGCCAAUCAGUGCACUCAGUAUCCAGGUGAUCCCUCAGUAUCCUGCCGUGGGUCAGUCAGUCACUCUCAGUGUUACUGGGAUCAAUGGGAAUCUCCUGCAAUUCAGCUGGUAUAAAGGACCGAACAGAAACUUUUAUAAUCUAAUCCUCUCAUAUAUCCCGAGUGUAAACCCCCCACAGAUUAAUGGAAAUCAGUAUUUCUCUCGGGCCAGCAGGCUCCCUAAUGUCUCGUUACUGAUCUCAGAUCUGGUGAUUACAGACCAGGGUAUUUACACAGUAUCUGCACAGACAGAUAAAGGACCACAGCAAGAAUCAGUGACCCUGACUGUAUACAGUGAGUAGUGUGUGAUGUCUCCAUGUCUUUUCAAAUAUUUUUUAUUGAAUUCUUUAUAAUUACAUAACACUAUCGUAAACAAUUAGUACAAUACAUCUAUUAAGAAUUAAUAUCAAAUAAAAUGUUAUGUCUCCAUGUCUAUCAAUAUCUACUGUAAUACACAUUUUCUGUAUAAACAAUAUUUGCUGUCCCUGUAAUAGGAAAUAUUGAAAUCUCCUGAUUGCAAGCUUUCUGUAUCAUUUUGCUGAAUUAUUUUAUCAGAUGUCACUUGGACUCUGUGUACUGUUGGCUCAAUUUGUCAUUGCUGCAAAGUUACAGCAAAAUUGAGAUUUAUGAACUGGUGCAACUUUGCAGCGAUUUCAAUUAUUAAAGUGUCCCUCCAGAGGAAAGCAAUAGAAAUAUUAUAUUGAAUUUACUAAAUGGUGUGGUGGUUUUUCAGGGGCUUUAAAAAAAAAAAAAAAAGAAGUCCUUCCUUUUCCUAGAGUUAAUGCUAUGAGAUCAGGAGUAUGGUCACAACAGAUGAGCAGUGCCAAACAAAUUAACCCUUUCAGUGCCACAGCGGAGAACAGAGCAAUGUGCAGAUGUGGCACUGAAAGUGAGAGUAAAACAAGUUAUAUAUGCUGAGCUUGCAGGGUGGUUUUUAUUGUAUAACCAUAAUUUCCUUUCCUCUUAUGGAGUUAAAUACCAAAUACCAAACCUGGAGCGAAUAUAGUAUGCUUGUAAAAUAUCCAUAUUGCCAGCAACAACACUCCAAAAUAGUUUAAUAGACGGUAUAAACUCCAACUCCAACAUUUCAAAUAGACAGAGGGACACUCCAAUUUUAGGGGCUUGUGUGGGGUGGGGCUAUUCUGAUAAAUUUUAGGUGACUCACUAAUAACAGUUUAUACAACGAAAAUGUAAUUUAGAACAAAAUCAAUGAAUCUUAUAUACACAGACUGAUUUCUAAACACAUUUAUUGUAGCUUAAAGACACAUUACUGUGAGAAUUAUUGCUGUGGAGCCCUGUGAUACACUGUGACAACAAUAUGGAGCUCCUAGAAAAGAGGCACAUUAGGAUAGCACAUAAGGAUAGAAAAGAGGGACAGAGGGAUUUGGGCAGUAGUGGGAUUCGAAAAUUUUAGUAACCAUUUACGACUUUUUAUAGGUUUCCAAGACCACAGGGUCGGCCCAAGACAUUGUGCUGCUUGGUGCAAAGACUCCAUUCCACCCCUCAGUCAUGCACGCACACACAAGCACAUCGACACAGUCACACAUAUAUACCCUGGGGGUAAAAACACCCAUGGAGCAAAGGAAUGCUAUUGAUGCAGUAAAUGCAUAAACCUUGUAUGUCAUGCCAAAAAGCAGUGAAUACAAACAUUAGGUAUACAAUGUCAAUGAGCAAUAAAUACAUAAACUUGGUAUAUCAUGCCAUUGAGCAGUAAAUGCAUGAACUUGGUAUAUCAUGCCAAUGAGCAGUAAAUACAAAAAUUAGGUAUACCAUACCAAUGAGCAAUAAAUGCAUACACUUGGUAUAUCAUCUCAAUUAACAUUAAAUGCAUAAACCUGGUAUAUCAUGCCAAUGAAGCUAUACAUAUAUAAACUUGGUAUAUCAUGCUAAUGAGCAGUGAAUGCAUAAAUCCUGAAUAUCAAACAAACAAGCAGUAAAUUCUUAAACUUUGUAUAUUAUGCCAAUGAGCCACAAGUGCCUCCAAAAAGUCUGCUAGUGCCAUGUGCCUCCAAACAACCUGCCAGUGUCAACUCUCUGCCACCGGCCUCUCAGUGCCAUCUAUCUGCCACCAGCCUCCUUGUGCUAUCUCUCUGCCCUUAGCCUCACUCUGUCAUCUCUCUGCCCCAGCCUCUCUGCCCCAGCCUCUCUGUGCCAUCUCUUUGCCCCUAUCCUAUCUCUGCCAUCUCUUUGCCACCAGCCUCACUGUACUAUCUCUCUGCCCUCAGUCUCUCAGUGCAAUUGCUCUGCCCCAGUCUCCCUAUGCCAUGUCUCUGCCACCAGCCCCCAUGUGCCAUCUAUUUUCCCCCAGCAUGUCUGUGCCAUGUCUGUGUCCCAAGCCUCUCUGUACCAUGUCUUUUCCCUUAGCCUGAUAGUGUGUGGAAAUGGUGGUAGUGUGGGGGUGACAGUGUGGGAAGAGGUGACAGUGUGGGAAGUUGUAGUGUGAGGGGAUGGUGACAGUGUAUGUGUGUGGGAGAGUGACAUUGUGAGGGUAUGGUGACAAUGUGUGUGUGGGAGAGGGACAGUGCAAUAGUGACAGUGUGUGGGGCGGUAGUGUGUGAGGGGGACAGUGUGUGUAGGUAAUAAUGUGUCCAAUGGUGACAGUGUGUGGGAGGAUGAAAGUGUAAGGGGGUGGUGGUGACAGUGUGUGUGGGAAGGUGACAAUUCGGGGAUGUGGUGACAGUGGUGGAAGUGGUGACGGGGGGUGAUAACAGUGUGGUGGUGGUAGUGUGAAGGGAUGGUGACAGUGUAGGAGAUGGUGACAGUACAGGGUGGUGGUAGUGUAAGGGGAUGGUGACAGUGUGGGGGUGAUAGUGUGAGGAGAUGGUGACAGUGGGGGGGGUUUGGGGAUGGUGACAGUGGAGGGUGGUAGAGUGAGGGAAUGGUGGCAGUGGGGGCAUAGUAAUGUGAAGGGGUGGUGGCAGAUGAGAGGUGGUAGUGUGAGGGGAGGGUGACAGUGGGGGAUGAGGGGAGCUGAGGGAAUGGUGACAGUGGGGGGGUUGUAGUGUGAAGAGAUGUUGACAGUGAGGGGGUGAGGGGAUGGUGACAUUGAAGGGUGGUAGAGUGAGGGGAUGGUGGCAGUGGGGGCGUAGUAAUAUGAGGGGGUGGUGGUAGUGGGAGGGUGGGAGUGUAAGGUGAUGGUGGCAGUGGGGGGUGGCAGUGUGUGGGGAUGCUAUGGCACUCUUAACUUUUUUUUUUAAAGUAUACUCCAUUCCAUGCAGUACACUAGUGGUCUCCUCCUCUCUGUUGGUCAAAUGGGCUAGUCUGCUGAUGCCUCUGGUCUGCAGCUCUGCCAGACCAUGGAGUAGAGAUCUUGCGAUUUCCGGCACUUCAUGUGUCAGAGUGUUGCCGUGGUAACUCGCGGCAACGUUCUGACUGGCCUGAGAUCGCGAGAUCUCUACCCCAUGGUCUGUAGCUCUGCACCUAGCGAGAACCGGCUGAAUCCCACCACUGGAUUUGGGCCCAAAAUUGGGACUGUCCUCAAUAGAGACUCUUGGAAGGUAUGUUUUACCAUAGGCUAGCACUCUGUUUCCUGAUUCGCAGCUUGAUUGCUUUUAGCUCCAUAGAAUCAGAUCCAAAAUGCAGUUAUCUUCUUCUCUAUUGUGAUAUGAAUGCAAAAAUCUUUAUUUUAGUUAUAUUAGUUGCAAUGGGCCCACAUCAGGACACGUGCUCCCUUCAGUUUGGCAGAGCACAUAUCCAGUCAGUAGUGGAUUAGGACCAAAACCAAAAUUGUCAGCAGCAAGGAGAGCGAGCAGGAAAUUGUGCUCACUGGCUGAGAUCAGUCAGCUGACACUCUCAGCCAAUCAGCUAGUUUGGCCAGGAUUUGUGACGAGAGCUCUUAGUUUUUAAAUCUUUGAAGGUUGUAAUGGAGGAUAGGAGCAGCUCCGGUGGACCUCAGAUAAGAAAUCAAACCAUUCUGAAAUGGUUUAAAUACUACAAAAGUCAAAGGUGGCAUGACACUAUAACUAAUACAGAGUACCUGAUAACGCCUGCAGGGCUAUUCACUGUAUGUAUUAUUUAAUAGCCUCCGCUUGCUGCCUAAAAGUGGAGGUUGGGGAGGAUAGUUGGUCCCACAUGAAUUAUUUAACAGACGCUACCUGCCGCUUAUAGGUGGGGCAGUAGUGUGGCAGACCGCCUGGUACUCCAACUGGGCUCCUCGGCCAAUCAAUGCUUCUUAGUGCUCACCGAGUACUCCAAGCACUCCACCAUACACCAUAACCACCGUAAACCCCGCAGCCAGCGUUACUGCUUGGUUGGGGGUCUCGCUGUACUCCACCCACCCUGGACCCAAGACUAGGAUCCAGCUUCCAGUGGGUUGACCUCUCCCAAUCCAGAGAGUAAAACAGGCUAUCUCUUAUAAGAGCUAGUGAUUAUAAUCCAAGGGAGUAUAAUAAGUAUAGCAAUCCCCAGAGUGAAUAUAGCUGUUCCCUCCAUACAUGAGACAAGGCUCUAUGUUGAGGGUGAAGAGGAACUGCUUGAAUGGGAGCCACAUGUAGCCUUAUAGGAAACUCCCCAUGCAAGGAGUUUCCGGAUACAUAUUCCAGGGGUAUUCCCCUCUGGAGAGGAGACUACAGUAAAAAAUACACAUAAUUACAUUGGCUCUCAGGUCCAGGAUACUCCCACACAAAACAGGGUAAUCCCUCCCCUAUACUUGAGAGAUUAUGGAGUCAGGAACUGUACUAAACACAAUUAUCUCCAGGCACAGAAAACAUAAAUUUUUACAACAUCCUGAAAGUACCUCCAAAACACAUGUGUGAUCACCAUGCACCCCGACUGGGUACCUCCGUUAACGGAUGCUUCCUAGCUGACACCAAGGACUAUAAGCACCGCACCUAACACCACAACCACUGCAUACUCCCCAACCGCCCUAGCUUAACUGGAAUCUCACCAUCUUCCUUCCACCUUGGAUCAACCUCUGACAUCCAGGACCGUGUGUGAGAGAUCUCUCCUCAAGGAGACCAUAACAGGAACAGCUCUUAAAAGAGGUAAGUGAUUAGAGCCCAGGGGAGUAUACAGAGUAUAGCAAUCCCCAGUGUGAUUAUAGCAGUUCCCCUGCAAUCACAAGACAAGACUACUUGUUGAGGAUCAAACAAGAACAGAAGGUUUAAUGGCACAAACUGGUCUUUUAUACAAGUUUUACAGCAAAGGUGACGCCCAGGUGGACCUAGUUGGGCACCGAGACACAAAACAUGUAAGCCAAUAAAAGCAAUAUAACAAGAAACGACACUUUCACAUACAUUAAACAAUCCCUCCCUCUGCCUGUGAUAUAAUUAAUGUAGUUAAUGCAUUAACUUAAUUAUCCACAGGCAGAAAAAAAAACACACAUUUAUAUAAAGUAUCAUAAGUACCCCAAAACACAACAUAUCCCCAACAUAUCCCCAUAGAGGUAUGGGUAGGCAGUGACAUGUUUAACCUUAUUGUUUCAAUGUAGUCAGGUUCCCCUAUUUUCAUUUACAGGCUCACCUCCAUUUUUUUUUAAAGGGACACUAUAGUCACCUCAACAACUUUAGCUUAAUGAAGCAGUUUUGGUGUAUAGAAAAUGCCCCUGCAGCCUCACUGUUCAAUUCUCUGCCAUUUUGGAGUUAAAUGCUUUUGUUUAUGAACCCUAGUCACACCUCCCUGCAUGUGACUUGCACAGCCUUCCAUAAACACUUCCUGUAAAGAGAGCCUUAUUUAGGCUUUCUUUAUUGCAAGUUCUGUUUAAUUAAGAUUUUCUUAUCCCCUGCUAUGUUAAUAGCUUGCUAGACCCUGCAAGAGCCUCCUGUAUGUGAUUAAAGUUCAAUUUAGAGAUUGAGAUACAAUUAUUUAAGGUAAAUUACAUCUGUUUGAAAGUGAAACCAGUUUUUUUUUCAUGCAGGCUCUGUCAAUCAUAGCCAGGGGAGGUGUGGCUAGGGCUGCAUAAACAGAAACAACGUGAUUUAACUCCUAAAUGACAGUGAAUUGAGCAGUGAAAUUGCAGGGGAAUUAUCUAUACACUAAAACUGCUUUAUUUAGCUAAAGUAAUUUAGGUGACCAUAGUGUUCCUUUAACCAGGCAUGGCUGCGUGCAUAAGAACAUUUUAUUAUUAUAUUAUAGUGUCAUAAUGACCCCUUAUGGUUUUUUUUUCUUUUUUCACUUUUUGCAGUAGUGGCUGGCUACAAAGAGCUUACCAGCCAUCACAAAGUUAACACACAUGCAGGUUUUUUUGUCCCCCCCCUCCCCCCGCCCCAUUUACAUACUGUCUGCAAGCAUUGCUAGCUGGUAAAUAGUCUGGAGUUAAAUAAAUUUACAUGCAAAAAUCAGUUUACAUUAUUUACCGCAUCUGCCUGUCUCUGAGGAAGAUUAAGCUGAAAUUAGGCUUUUGCAUGGCAGGAACAUUUGUUUUUUUCCCCAAAAAAAUUCUGAAAAACAUUCAGACAAGACAAAAAAAAGGUGGGAUAAUGUGCAUAUGAAUGUGUUGUGAUGCAAAACUGGCUACAAUAUUACCUAUCCUAAUGACUAUGCAAUAUCAGCCAUUUUUGCAAAGAUGUAUUUUAUAAUGAUGAUUGUUUUUCCUUUUGCAACCUUGUAUUAAUGAAUAAUGGGGAAGAGUGCAGCAAUAUUUUAAGAUGGAAAUUUAAGGAAAAAAAAAUCAGUGGGGUUUUGACAACCCAUUCACCCCUUUCAUCCUGAGAAGAACAAAGAUUUCCCACACAUCCUGUCUGAAGAGCCAAUAAACAUCCUGCAAAAAAAUGAUGGGUCAUCAAUUGCCCACUCACUUUUACCGUUAAAGGACCACUAUAGUGCCAGGAAAACAUACUCGUUUUCCUGGCACUAUAGUGCCCUGAGGGUGCCCCCACCCUCAGGGACCCCCUCCCGCCCGGCUCUGGAAGGGGAAAGGGGUAAAAACUUACCUUUUUCCAGCGCUGGGCGGGGAGCUCUCCUCCUCCUCUCCGCCUCCGAUCCUCCUCCUGGGCUGAAUGCGCACGCGCGGCAAGAGCUGCGCGCGCAUUCAGCCCGUCGCAUAGGAAAGCAUUUACAAUGCUUUCCUAUGGACGCUUGCGUGCUCUCACUGUGAAAAUCACAGUGAGAAGCACGCAAGCGCCUCUAGUGGCUGUCAAUGAGACAGCCACUAGAGGAAACAGGGGGAAGGCUUAACCCUUUCAUAAACAUAGCAGUUUCUCUGAAACUGCUAUGUUUACGAAAGAAUGGGUUAACCCUAGCUGGACCUGGCACCCAGACCACUUCAUUAAGCUGAAGUGGUCUGAGUGCCUAGAGUGGUCCUUUAAUUUUGUUUAAAAAUUCUGGUCCUUGCUUCAAAUCUCUUCAUUACCUUGGCAUUUACAUUCUAAAGGAGGUGGGCUAAAAUGACAAAAGAAGUAAGGGUAAUAUGUAUUUUAUGUAAUGGAAAGUAGGUUGCUAGCUCAGUUUACAAUGUUUUUUAGAUGACACAGUUGAAGAAGAGAAGGUGGGUUUGUGAGGGAAUGCUAUUAACAGUUUGAUUGAACAAGUGAGAUUUAAUUUUUAUUUUUUUAAGAAAUGGAGACUUGAUGAGAGUCUAAUGGAGCAGGAAAUGUAGGUUUAAAGUCCCAGAAAAGGCUUAAAGGUGAGAGAGUCAGAAGUUCGGAUACAACAGAACAUAGAUGCAGGUCUUUGGCAGUCUAGGGUCAUAUGUGUAGAUUAGUGAGGAUAGGUAGACAGGAGCAGUGUCAUGAAGAGAUUUGUAAGCAAGGACCAGAAUUUUUAAUUAUUGGAAGUCAAUGUAAGGACUGACAAACGGAAGAUGCAUGGGAGGUGCGGGAGUAGAGGAAGAUCAGCCUUGCUGUGGCAUUCAUUAUAGACUUCAUCGGGUUAAGCUGGAUGCGCAUAAGAUCAGGUUAUAAGGGAGAAAAAGAAAAAGGGGGCAAAUAUAGAAACCAGCAGAAAGAAAAUUAAAUAGGAGACAAAGGAGGCAGGUUAAGAUGCUGAAUAAAGUAAAUGUUUUUCUUUCUCCUUCAAACGUUGCACAACACUGAACAAAAUAGUUAAUUAAUUAAGCCAAAAGCAAUACAAUGUGUAACAAAGCAUUGGACAUGUAUAAUUGUAAUAUUUUCAUUUAACAUUUUGGUUUUACUUACAAUAUGUGUGAUUUCCUCUUCUGUCUCUUUAAUACGACAGCCAGUCAAGUAACAUAAUUAUAUACAUAUCCACAAAGAAAGGAAAUAACUGAUCUUGUUGAUCAAAGAAAUGUGUCUUUAGAAUAGGUUAAAUCACAUCGUUUUAUUCUGUACUAAGACUUUCAUCAGUAUAACCACAUCAAACCAUAUCCAAACAAUAAAUAACUGAAUAGGGCGGAAUCACAUCUUGAUUCCCUAUUUAUUUAUUUUUGAGCCAAAAUAAAGCAGCGACUGGUCAGUAAAAAGUAGCAAAGUAGAAAGUAACAAAAUUGGAAAUGACUCGAUGUCUGUGUGUAACCUUAUGAUUUCCUGUUCCUUCCUUUACAGUACCUGUCACUAAACCUGUGGUCAGGGCCAUAAGCUCCCUGGAAUAUGACAUGGUUACCCUCACUUGUCGGACAGAAAAUGCUGAAAAUAUCGUGUGGGGCCGCAGAAAUGACAGACUCCCUUCUGAUAUAACUCUAUCCAAUGAUAACAGGACUCUCACCUUUUCCAGUAUCAAACAAUCACACUCAGGAGAUUAUUAUUGUGAGGCUGAGAAUGUGAUCAGUAAGACGAUUAGUGACAUCUACACAGUAACUGAAAAAUGUAAGUAUAUAUUCUGAUCAUGAUCACACUCACAGAACACUUAUUAAUAGAACGGUCACCACAAGUUAUUUAAAAACAUACAUUAUAGUAUAUAGAACCUAAUGACUGUUACUGAGAACAACUGUAAUGAAAACUAAAAAUGCCAUUCUAUAUCACUAGAAAACUAUAUUUCCAACAAUACACAAUAAGUGGAAUGAAAAUAUAUAUUCUUACAUUUAUAUUUAUUUUAAUUUAACAUAAUAAAUGAGCAUAUAUGAGUAUAAGGGGAAUAAAACAAGUGAAUCUCUACCUAAACUUAUAUAUAAGUUAUAUUCUGUUGAUACUGGUAGCUUUCCAUAAUGGACAAAUUUCACAGGCGUACGAUUCAUAGUAGUGGAAUAGCAGGAUAUAUUAGAUAGAUAGAUAGAUACAUUUGUAUUGCUAUAGAUAUAUCUCUAUUCAAAAUAAGCACAACUAUGAAAAGAAGGAAUCCCUUAUAUUAAAGGGGUUCUGAAUUGAAGCUUUGUCAAUACAGAGGGGGAAGGAGUCCCUACCUUUAUUGGCUCUAGGGACAGAUGUUACAACAGUAACCAGGACUAUGGGAAAAAGAAAAGGAAAAGAAGGUGGGGGUAGUGCUGGGGUAUAUAUUACCGAUUUGGAUGCCGGUUGGCUAGAUGGGGACAAGUUGUCCAAAAUAAACAAAGCCUCCACACUGCACUCCAAUGCAUCACAGACCCACAACACUUGCGAACACCCACACCCACAGGGUAAAGGUAGAUAUUAUUAAAAGAGGUUAUUUGGGGGGCUAGGAGGACUGCCAAGCUGAUCAGUUGCAUAUCUGUUUGGCUCCUCAAGCCUUUGUCUUUAUGAGAUGAUUAAUAACGGUUUCUACACAUAUGUGAAGCUAAAAGCUGUGCCAUAUUGUGUAAAAGACUGCCUGGGAGGAAGCUUAAUGGCCUAACUACAGAAACUCUGAAGCUCCGGUCAACUUUGAGAUACCUCGAGGUUUGCGGCCUAGUCACUGAUACCAAGCACAUCAGAGGCGAUAGCUUCGGGUCCUAUCCUCCCCCUUUUGGAUCAGCGGGGGUUAUCCCUGUCCCCACUGACUGCCCCACUUACCUCUGAAAUCCACAGACGGCAGCUGCUAUGUGGGCUCAGACCGCUACGCUUCCCCUUAAAAUGGUGGAUGUACCUUCCUUAACAGCACAGAACAGGUUGCCAUCUGAACUAGCCUUACUUGCCGGAUUGGAACAAUGAUUGGAUGAGCUUUUACCUGCUUCUGGGCGCAACUGGAGGCGCGAAACGAGGCUGCACCAGCAUGGACCCAUGAGGGAACACAAGGAGGAGAUGAGCAUGUGGCACCGGUAUCCCCUUAGGGCGCAAGUACCCAACAAGCUACAGCUCCACGCAGACAUGGCCUACCUAGGCUGAGGGCCAACAGGGGAAAUCGCCCACUGCAUUGGCCACAAAGGCAGAAGUGACACCUAGGGCUUUUGUCACAUCCCAUCUGGGAAGGACGUGGACUCUGUCACAAGCCCCCAAGUCUGUGGUCUCAAAGUGCGGGCCCUUCACACGGCCUGGGGCUGCAAGGAUACCACACAGUGUCCUUGCCUGGUAACUCCUCAGGGCUGCACUAGCCUGUUGUCGAGUCUUGGUGUGGGCUGAGCAUCCUAACUUGGACCCGGGACGGAUAACAUGUUGCCAGUCUCAUCGUAAUGAAACAAUGUGAUCUCUUUCAAUGUUCAUAACUUCACAUAACAUGUUUCAUUGUUUAUUCUCCAUUUUCUUGCAUUUGUUGUUGUGACAAUGCAAGUUGUUUUGUUUACAUAUGCAUGACAAAAAUAAAGAUAACUUUGCCAUAACUCGGCACGGUGGGUUAAUCCAAUAGUACCUACCUAAGCCAUACUUUCCAUACCUGGGUCAAGAUUAAUUAAAUUGCUAUAUAUACAAAAACAUAGUGCUAAAAAUUGCUACCUAGUAAAGGAGAUGUAAGUGAAAAUAAUAGCUUGACACGCGUUUCAAUACGCCAUCGUCAGGACACCCUGAAUAUAAUAGAAUUAAAUGAACCUAGGAUGUUGACUUAGAGAUGCCAUCAAACACAAUGACAUAAAAAAGAGCAGCUUCUUUUUAAAAUAUUUUAGCCCUCACUUCUGGAUUACAAAGCAUAGAGUCUUGUAGAGUCCACUUACUUUCCCUCAUCAUUAUAUGUAAACCAUACCAAUAUACCUUGACUGUCUUAACUGCUGUCAAGACUAAUAUAACCUUAAGAUGCAAACUCAGACAGAGACAGGAUAGAAGUGCAUACCGGUCCUUACAGUGGCCAGGUUAACAUUAAGGAUAGGCAAGCAGAAUGUCUAAAGACAGACAAAAAGUCGUUGUGAACAAGCUAAGGUCACAAGCUUAAGACACAAUAUUGAGGGAGAAGCCAGGAGUACAAGAAUAGUAAAAAAAAAAAAGCUGGAGUCAGUAACCAAAUAAUCAAUAGACACUCUUGGGUGUAAAGAAAUAGAAGUACUCUUAGGUGUAAAGAAACCAUAACAGGGUAAAGAACAAUAGGAAACACGUGUGCAGACUUCAGGGUUGAAUUAUAUUGGUCCACAGCACACUGGUGAUUCUAGAAUGUGUGUGAUCAAGAACAUACAUUUGAGACAGGAUCUUUCAGAGCCAAAAAAUGACACAAGUAAGGAUAGUGUAAGACAAUAAAAAAAUCUCAGGAACUCACUCUUAUGCGUUAAGCAGCUUUAAGGAUACCGCAACGUUUCGACAUGCAUCCAGGUCUUUAUCAAGCUUGAUGAGCCACCUGCCUAAUAUUGUGUAGGUCUCCCCUCGUGGCACCAUAACAGCUUUGAAGGCCGAAUCAUGGAUUCCACAAGACCUCUGAAUGUGUCCUCUGGUAUGUAGCACCAAGACAUUAGCAGAUCCUUUUAGUCCUGCAAGUUCUAAUGUUUGAGAUCUGGGGAAUUUGGAGGGAAUUUGAACUCUUUGUCAUGUUCCUUGAAACAUUCCUGAACAAUAUUUGCAGUGUGGGAGUGUGCAUUAUCCUGGCCAUCCACUUGACCUAAAAGAAAACUUGACUCAUCAGACCAGGCAACCUUCGAUCAUUGCUUCAUGGUCCAGUUCCUUAUCUCAUGUCCCCAUUAAAGGCACUUUCGGAGGUGGACAGGAAUCAUCAUGGGACUGAUUGGUUUGUUUCUACGCACCCCUGUAUGCAGCAAACUGCAAUGCACUGUGUGUACUGACACCAUUCUAUCAUGGCUAGCAUUAUGUUUUUCAGCAAUUAGAGCUACAGUAGCUCUUCUGUGUGAUAAGUCCAGAAGGGUUAGCCUUUGCUUCCCAUGUGCAUCAAUGAGUCUUGGACUUCCAUGACCCUGACACGGGUUCACCAGUUGUCCUUCCUUGCACCACUUUUGGUAGAUAUUAACGACUGCAUAGCAGGAACACUUUCCAAUACCUAUUGUUUUGGGGCUGCUCUGACCGAGUCAUCUAGCCAUCACAAUCUGUCCCUUUUUUUUUUGACUCGAGUACAUGUAGUUUAGGAACUGACUGUUAACUUACUGCCUAAUAUAUCCCACCACUUGACAAAUGCAUUGUAAUGAUAUAAUUAAUGUUAUUCAAUUCACCCAUCAGUGGUUGUAUUGUUGUGGCUGACCAGUGUAUAAAAAGAUAACAAUAUUCCAUAAUUAAAAUAUUUUUUACAAUAUAAAAUCUAGCAAAUUGUAUCCAAAAAUAUUAAAUCACCAAUAUUACCAAUUACCAAUAUUACAUUUAGGCCGUGGUCUGAAAUGUUGUUGUAUAAAUGCAAAAAAUAUAAUUUUUUUCUCACAUACAGUAGAUACAAAACUAGAUAAAUAAACAUUGUUAAAUACAUUGCUUAUGGGUAUUUAUAAGGACACUGAACACAGAACUAGCAGUACAGCUUACUAAAAUGGUAAGAUAAUGUACAAAGAAUGUCUGCAUUGGGGAUAAUAUACACAGAGUAAAUUCAGUUAAAUCAUAUGUAAAACAAAGGCAUUUAAAACUGCCUAAGCAAUCUUUAUCAAUAUUUGGAAUGUUAAUGUAAUGGGAACAGUGAAAUAGUAGAGUCUAUUCACACAUUCCCCCCUCCCUGACUGCAGGAAAGAUAUAACUAAUUGAAACUUCCUCUUUAAACUCAGGUGUAAGGCUACAUUUUCAGAAUAUGUGCAAGUAUUCUAUGAGUCAUUAAUAGCUUCAGGCAGAGGAAUUCUUUAUUUUACAGGUUGGUCAUCAUAGCUGGAGUAUGACUGAUAGUGAGUGAGGGUUCAUGGACUAGAUUUCAUACUGAAAAAUACAUUAAAAUAAAAUUGUUAGUGCUCAAUUUGGUGAUUAGACAAGCUAAGCAGUUCAAAGAGGGUAUUCUUCUAAAAUAGAAUAGAAAAAUAUUUUAUGCUUAUCGGUGGCACAGGGAAACAUUUGUCCUAGUAGCUCAGAACCGAGCUGUUGGAAAAAUGGGUCUCAUGAAAAAAAAAAUUGUAUCAGUACCGUGAGAUAUUUAUUUUCAUUGGUUCAUGAAACUGUUAAUGCCUUUAAUAUUAUGGGAAGUAACACAGAGCUCACCCAAAUCCACCUUUCCCACACUCUUGCAACUCUUACCUAUAAAAAAAUGAAAAUGGGGGGACGUGGCUGACCACGAAGCUGAGCAGACGUCUUCCCUUAGAGCUCCGUAACAGACCAGGGAAUAAAGACUCAAGCCAACAGAAAACUACAGUCUAAUACAAAGAAAACAACUACCCCUCAAAGCAUAGAGUAUGGGGUGCAAAAAUAAAAAGCCUCACUGUCAAGAACUGACGAGACAGCCGGAUAUACGGCUCUCCUUCGAGCAGCCGGUGCCGCAACAGAGGCCCAAGAUGGCGCCUGAGGCCUUGUAUGAGUCGUAGGAAUCAGAAGCCUCGCAGGCCGACGGAGCUGGCUCACACCCACCCUCCUCAGAUGAAGUUUCUGGCAUGUCUGGGUCCGAAGAAGACGAGUCACCUUCAACAAAGGGUGACAUUAAACGUCUCCUAAUAGACCUUAGGAAAGUGUGCAAGCAGGACCUCCGAGAGGUACAGGCUGAAGUGGGGGCAGUACACCAAAAAGUGCGGGAAUUGGAGCUGAAAGAGACCGCCACGGAAGCAAAGUCCCAGGCUACAGAUCACAAGCUAAUAGAACUCACCUCUCAAGUGCAACAGCUACAGAAAGUGGUGACAACAAUGGAAGUCCGGCACAGGAGAAGAAACCUGCAACUCAGCGGCAUCCCAGAGUCAGUUGAAAACGUGAAACUCCUGCUGUGGGUCAACAACAUGCUGACAACCAUGGGCACUGAAAACAACCCCGACUCACCACUGAUCUCAUCAGUGUUCAGGGUUAAAAAAGCAGCCGCAGCACCAAGUGAAGCACCCAGGGACGUCAUAGCGGUGACAAGGGAUAUAGCGGUAAAAUCAGCAUUCCAAAGAAAUGGGGACAGUGCCACAUGAAUGCCACAAAAUAGCAAUCUACGCUGACAUCCCAUUCUCCGCCCUAGCGGAGAGGAGAAGGCUGGCACCCAUGGCCAGAAGGCUACGUGACUCGACCAUCAGGUACCGGUGGGGCACUGAGGGAUCAUUAUUAGCUGAAAAGGGGGGAGCAAGCUUCACCUUAACCUCCAGAGAUGACCCUAACCAGUUCUUGCAAAAGCUGAACCUGCGACCCCAGACUCGACCAGAGGACACACCAAACCCACACAGCACAGAUGGACACGGAGACGCCACCAAACACAGCAACACAAGCAUACCAAGACUCACCACCAAGAAACAGAAACCGUAAUAGUGGUUUGAAUGCCAAUCCUCACACCCACAGAUCCUAGAUGAUCUCGCUGCCACUGGACUAACUCUGAUCCCGAAACACCUAUGACCGGCAAAGACACAGCACUACAAUAACAGGAGGACACUAAGGCCCUAGGGCACCUAAACCUGUGAGGGAUACCCAAUGCAUACAUAUGAAUAACCUACUCACCUACACAUAUGCACCCCAAUGUAAAUGUAACUGUACCCGAAUACUCAAAAUAUGAUUGUUUCCCUUUUGCUUUAACAAAUACAUUGGAAAAGUUGUAUAAAACUGAGAAUAACUCAAUAAAAUAUCAUUUAAAAAAAAUGAAUAUGAUGAAAAGAAAAAAAUUAGGGGAGAGAAAAGGGGACACAUAAAAGCUAAAUAUUAGUAAAUUGAGAAAAGUAAAACAAGAAUCAAUAGUCUAUAGAAAGGUUAAAAGAUAGUCAAAUCUAAAUUAAUCAUGUAAAGCAAUUGAUCAAACAUAUAAUACUCUAAAAAUGGUCCUAGUAGUAACAUCAAAAUGAUUAAAAAAAAUGUAGUGCUAAUUCUUUAGAUUAUGGCUAUUGUUAGUAUAAAAAACGAUUUGAGAAUUAUGUGCCUGCAGGCUCUUGUGAAACACACCUCUUGAAAGAAUUAUAUCUGUUCAUCCCUUAACACCUCAUCUAGUUCUCUGUUACCAUCUACAAUACACCCUCCUCCAAAACACCACUCCCAUCUUGUUAUUCAUCUCCCUGACCUCUCUUGGUGUGUUUUCCCUCAUCCUUAUAGAAUGUAAGUGUAAGUUGUUACCAUUGUCGGUUUCAGUUGACCCUUCAAUAUAUAUCCCAACCCUAACUCACAGAAAAUGAGGAAUUUCACAAAUAGAGGUAUAGACAUAUUACUAAGCUUUAAAGUGGCCGGACUUAACAUAAGAAAGACAAAGACAAAGUCAGUAAUAGGCAAGGUCAAAAUUAUAGAAAUAUGGAUAUAUGAAUAAACAAUCCGGGGUCAGGAUACCAGAAAUACACAAAUUCAAAUACAAGCCAAGGUCAAUAUCAGAAUAUCAAUAGAGACUUGCUAUAAGCAUUAAACGUGUACCAGGGCACAAAUCACGAUAGGGCACUCAAUAAGGACUCAAUAAGCAUUAUAUAGGCUUAUUGACAUAUUCUGAUUGGUCCACAUUAACUCUGCAACUCAAAAAAUAUGAGAAUGAGGUUACCUAGAUGAUGUGGCCACUUUAAGGGUGAGUGUGACAUCAUGUGCAUUCAAACUACAUGAGGACCCACCAUUCGAGCGGGCAGCAUCCAAAUUAAUACAAGAAAGUAGUGGCUGUCUGGUGAAUCUGACCAGCGAGAACCUGGAAGAGGAGCAGUUUGCCAGUGCAAAAUUGGUAAGUAUAUCUAAAUUCGCUAUUCCCACUUUCAGGCUAUGAGGCCAUGUGGAGCGUUCGGACCACAUGACAUCGUGGAGCAGGUAAGUGUCAUUACAGUAUGUUAGUUUGAGCAGAGACCCACUGUUCCAUAUAUCAAAUGUGUUUUGUUAGAAUUGCUUAUUUUGUUUUUCCUACGGGACAUCGCUGUUGAAUAUGUUGGUGCUACAUAUAUAAUUCUGAUCAUAAAUUCUAAUGAUGAAAUUUUCACAUUGCUUAAAUCACAAAAAUGUUUAGUGUUUAGUACAUAGUGCAUAAAACAAAUAUUUACUUGCUAUAUUGAUUUGAACUUAGGCACUUAGGUGCCCAUUUAAUUCUAUAACUCAGCUGUUCUUGUUACAUUAUUAUUUUCUAAAAAAAAAAAAAAUUCUUUGUGCAUUGAAUUUAUAGGUAGAAAUGUAGCAAUAGAAAUCAGUACAACUGCAGCUGGAAUAAUUUCUGGCUCCGCCUGUGGAAUUGUAUUUAUCAUAAGUGCAACUUUCCUGCUGUACAAAAGAUACGUAAAUCCAGUGAGAAAGAAUAAUCAAGGUAAGAGGUGAUUUAUUUCUUCACAGAAAUGUACUAAGUGACAAAAGUAAAUGGUAGAGAGUGCAUACUUAAGUGAAUAUCAACAUAAUCAGUGUUUUAAAGCGGCACUGUCUCCAACCCCCCGACACCACCAAAAAAAAUAUAGUAUAAUAAAGAUAGAAUCUUUAUGAAAUACUCAUUAUGACUGUGUUGGAAUUUCACUGAAAUUCUAACCUAGUCAAGAGAUAUACAGAGUCAAAGUAGAAUUUUUUUUUCCUAUUGCUGUCCCAGGGCAGAGUCUAAGAGUCAAUUCGUAGAUCUCAAUGGUGUACAUUUGUGCAUGAAAAGGAACAGGGAAAGAAAGAUGGCGGCAACCACGAGCGACAGGUUUAGGUAAGUAAUCUCUCCAUUACCGGCACCCCCAUGGCAGCCAGACUCCCAGCAGAGAAGUUACUGCUGCAAAUUUAGUGCAGUCUUCAGACAGUGACAGUGCCGCUUUAAUAAUACAUUCUGUAUUUAUAUAGCCAUGUUAUAAAUGUUCGGUUUAGUAAGGCAAAUGUAAUAUAUUGCAAAGAAUAGAUCUAAUGUUGAAUAGAUAAAUAUAGUAGUCAUUUUUUCAAAUUUUGUAUAUGAUCAAUCUCUAGGACGCUACAGGAAAGAUCCAUUGGUGCUGUAUGAUAACAUACCUCAUGAUGGAAAGGUAAGGUCUGUGUCUGUACAAAAACAUGCAUUGAAAGUACAAUGUUAUCUAUGGCAAUGCCUGCAUAUAUGACUUAUAACUAACACCUAAAUUCAGAUUCUGUAUCAGGCUGGCUAGAAGGUACUAGAUUCUGUACUAAGUGCAAUGGGAAGGGAUAAAAUAUAUCCAUUCAGUCAAUCCAUUAAAAUUUGGAUUCAACCAAAUCAUUUUGUACUAUUUUAUUUCUUCUGACACUCAGUGGGUUUACAAGAAGAGGUUAUUAAAUGGUCCCCCAAACCUCUCACCCAUGGAUGGCAGGUAAAUGAAUAGGUUAUAAGAGUAUGCUGACAGCCAUACUGUCAACCCGAUUCCUGCACCUGAAAUGUAAGUAAAGGGAACCCAGGAAGAAGUCUUCAAUAUGCUCUUAAUCCAAGAUUAGAGGAAGAGAGGUAAAAAAUGGGGGUGAGUGUGCGGCCCCAUCCCUUACCUAAAUAAUGAGGGGAAGGAUAAAAAAGGAAAAAAUAAGCAACAAUUUCUAUUGAGUACCACCUAUGGCUACCAAGUUUGGGAUUAGCACAAGUAAUUAGUGGGGCAACCUAGCAAACUGUCUUCCAAUGACCCUUACCCAGGUGUUUUGGUUGAGGGAUAAAAUUACCAAAACUGCCCACCCACUCCAGCUUGGUUUUGUUAGAUGUGAGCAACAUAAAGGUAGCUACUUGGCCAGCGACAGAUGAAGAUCUCGGGAAGAACAUUUUUUUUUAAACUACACUGAACAAAAUUAUACACUCUAGUGGCCUUUUAUUGUGGCCAGCCUAAGGCACACCUGUGCAAUAAUCAUGCUGUGUAAUCACUAUCUUGAUAUGUCCCACCUGUGAGGUUAUACGAAUUAACUCGGCAAAGGAGAAUUGCUCACUAACAUAGAUUUAGACAGAUUGGUGAACAAUUGGCAAUUUAUCCCUUCAUACCAUACAAGUGUAUAAUGAGGAUAGAGCUACUUAACUUAUGUGUGCAGCUUCCCAAGGUCCCUUCCCUGUUGGUGACCUCAUACAAAAAACGAUAUAGUACAGAAAAUAUGGGAUACAGCUUCAUUGAUCACAAAAUCCUAUAUUGUGUCUGAAAUAUAAUGGAUUCAUUUGCAAGUCUCUAUUUAGGUGGAAACGAAGUUACAGAUAAAAUAAAUUGCAAUCUGCCUAGGUAUAAAACAUCUUUAUUAUUUAAACCAGUGCAGUAAAUUAUAAUCUAUAUAUGUUUUUAUUUACAUAUAUGCAUGUUAGUAUGAAUUCUCCCACCUGACCGCCUCAAAAUCAUUAUUGGUUGGAUGCUAUCACUCCAUAAUCCAAUAUUACUUUUAAUUAUUACUUUCAUGUAUUAAACUGAAUUUCAUUAUCUCCCAGCUCACAGGGACUUAGAUAGUGGUCAUAUGCUACUACUUUACAUAAUACAAAAUUAUAUAAAAAAUCAAAACAAUCUAAAAAAAUGUUUUUACAAUUUUUUUUUUUUAUAUAUAUAUAUAUACUAAGUUAGUUGUGCUAAUUUGUAAAUCUUCAAGUGCAUCUAAUAGUGGAGAAAGAAAUGUGUGUGUGUGUAUGUAUAUAUAUAUAUAUAUAUAUAUAUAUAUAUAUAUAUAUAUAUAUAUAUAUAUAUAUAUAUAUAUGAUAUUGGGGGAAAAAACUUUUUUUCUCAUCCCUAAGUAUAUUUAAAUCAUAUGAGCCCAUCCAGUGGGAUACAUCCGUCCAUAUAUGCUUUAUCUCAUUUACAAAAAACAGACCAGGUCAAUAUCUACAUUCAAACCAUUCGGUUCCAGCAUCUGCAAUUUAUGAAUUCAAAAAGUCUCCCUUUGGCAUAAAGAUCUUAAUCUGUCCCCUCCUCUCCAACGGGGCUCGAUUCUUUUAAUUCCUAUACAGAUAAACUUAUUAAAGUCAAAACUCGGACAGGAGUUACAGUGAACUGGAUCCAAAUGGGGCCUACGUUUUUUCCUGAUGUAAUUGGCAUGUUCCAGCAUCCUCACUUUAAAGCACCGUUUGGCGCGUCCCACAUAUUGCUUAAUGCACGGACACUGCAGUAAAUAAACAACAAAGUCCGUGAGGCAAUCAAUCCAUGUCCUAACUGGAAAUUCAUCUCCUGUUAAAUUAUUCUCAAAAGACAUGGUUUUGCCAAAUUCAUAGUUUGGCAGGCUUUACAUUUACCAUAUCCUCUAAAACCUGGAUCUCUUGGGUCUUUAUCUUGUUUAGUAGUUUGGAUACCUUUUACGUAGUUAGGGCACAAAAUAUAUUUUAGAUUACAAUUCUUCUUUAAAAAAUUUUAGGAUUCUUUGGCAAAAUGGUAUUCAGUAUAGGGUCCUGCAGGAGGAUGGGCCAAUGUUUGGCCAGACCUCUCUUUAUUUUCCAAUUAUCUUUAUUAUAUCUUGUUCUAAAACCCCUUUGGAAAUUCUUAUUUUGGAUAUUUUUCGGUUUAUCCAUAAGCAGUAGGUUUCUUUCUUUAUUCCUAGCCAGUUUUAUUUCUUUUUGUAUGGGUAUUCCUUUUGUAUGAGUUUAUUCUUUAUGUGGUUGGCUUGCAGUUCAUAAUCUUGAAUGUCUGAACAAUUCCGUCUCACUCACACAAGCGGUUAUAUAUACUUACAGAUACACACACUAUUAUACAUAUAUGCACUCAAGCACUCACAGAAAAACACAAAAUUUUACACAUGCUCACAGAUAGACACACACAGUUACACAUAUAUGCACACACUAUUAUACAUAUGCACACUCACAGAUACACACUAACUGUUACACAUACUCACAGAUACAAGCACACAUACACACACUGUUACACAAAUACACUCAACAUUACAGAUAUACACACUAAAAUACAGAUAUGCACAAUCUGUUAUACGGAUACACACUAUCACACAUACACCCUGUUCCAAAUUAUUAUGCAAAUUCUAUUUAAGUGUCACAAAGAUUAAAUAUUUGUUUUUCAGUUUAACUCAUGGAUGGCAUUGUUUCUCAGGGCUCUUUUGAUCACUGAAAACAAUCUCGGACAACUGUGAUAAUUAGAUUGCCAGGUGAGCCAAACUUAAGGAAAAACUACUAAAGGAGGGUGUUCCACAUUAUUAAGCAGAACACCAUUUUCAUGCAAUAUGGGGAAGAAAAAGGAUCUCUUUGAUAUCGUUCAAUGCCUUGGACGAGGUAUGAAAACAUUAGAUAUUUCACGAAAACUUAAGCGAGAUCAUCGCACUAUUGAGAGAUUUGUGGCUAAUUCAGAGCACAGACGGGUUUGUGCAGAUAAAGUCACAUUGAGGAAGAUUUCUGCCAGAUCCAUGCAUCAGAUCAAGAGAGCAGCUGCUAAAAUACCAUUACAUAGCAGCAAACAGAUAUUUGAGCUGCUGGUGCCUCUGGAGUCCUACGGACAUCAAAGUGUAGAGUCCUCCAGAGUGAUUUGGUUAGUGAACGGCCACCCUGUUCCAACAAGGCUGCGACAUCAGCAAGGCGGUGCUGGAGUCAUGUUUUGGGCCGGAAUUAUGGGAAAAGAACUGGUCGGCCCCUUUAGGGUCUCCGAAGGUGUAAAGAUGACCUCUGCAAAGUAUGUGGCGUUUCUGACUGACCACUUUCUACCUGGUACAGAAGAAAGAACUAUGCUUUCCGUAAUAAAAUCAUCUUCAUGCAUGAUAAUGCACUAUCUCAUGCUGCAAAGAAUACCUCUGCAUCAAUGGCUGCUAUGGGGAUAAAAGGAGAGAAUGUCAUGGUGUGGCCUCCAUCCUCCCCUGACCUCAAUCCUAUUGAGAACUUUUGGAGCAUCCUCAAGCAAAAGAUCUAUGAAGGUGGGAGGGAGUUUACAUUAAAACAGCAGCUCUGGAAGGAUAUUCUGAUAUCUUGCAAACAAAUUCAAGCAUGAACUGUCCAAAAACUCACAAGUUCAAUGGAUGCAAGACUUGUGAAGCUGCUAUCAAAUAAAGGGUGCUAUGUUAAAAUGUAACAUGACCUGUUAAAAUGUUUAAAAAGUUAAAAUGUUUUUAUAAGUUUUAUUGAAAUAGCUUUUGAUUUCAGUAAAUAUGCUGCAAACACAACAAAUGACAAUUUUCAGUUCUUUACAACCUAUAAAGUGUUUUGAAACUUACUGUGCAUAAUAAUUUGGAACAGUGCAUUGUAAGUUUUUUAUGUUUGAAAAAAUACUGUUAUCAUUAGGAGGUUUGUUCAAUAAAAUUUGAAUUGUACUCUUAAUAGUUGAUAACAUGAGAAUUAUGCUGACUGUUAUUUACAUCAAGUAUUUAGGUAAAUCAGAAAAAUAUCAUUUGCAUAAUAAUUUGGAACAGGGUGUAUACACACUCAGGCAGUAACAGAUACAAACACAAACAAUCCUAUACACUCACAUUGUGGCGCCCAGCCACUGGCUACCUUUGUCUCCCCUUUGGUCCGAUGUAUUGCUCGGUAACUCUGCUGGGUACAGGAAGUGUUGACUUCUUUCUGAGUCCAAUGUUUUGACCACACACAGAUCAGGGGAAUUGGGCUAACAGUAAUAAAUAAGUAGAAUCAAACUCACAAAGAUAGAGCCGUGCCAGGUUCUAUAUAGUCAGCAUAUAGGGUGCCUAUACAGGCUAAACGAUGGAGUACCAGGACAGAAUACCGGAUAGUUGAAGUAAAAUAACUAUUUAUUUCUUCUUAUUAAAAAGAAUAUAAGGACAUAAAAUAAAACAGUGUAUAAACACAGAAAUCACAGCCAAAAGUCCAUGUAGUCCAAAUUCAAGUAGUAAAAAUAGAUAGCAGACGCGUUUCAGCUAUUAGCCUUCCUCAGUGCCUGUCCACAACUCUGUUGCGUCUGUUUUUAUAUCCUGUUCCGGUCCUCAUCAGCUGACAUGCAUUUCCUUAUUGCCGACGUGACGUCGCUUCCGGUAUGACGUCAUCGCGUGGCGUGCAGUGUGUUGCCGAUAUUCUCUUUCCUCAGAAGCACAUAUUGUCAUUAUAACUGAGGGCAAAAAUGCCCUUAUACACAACAAUUAUGGUAUAUGUAUAGCAGAAAAAAAAGAAAAUGGCAUGUUAAAACUGUAAUAUAUUAAAAGAGACUUUACCCACAUGCGGGAAAAAGAUUUUUACAAAUACAUCAUAUAUUAUAAAACAAUGAUCUUUAUAUGUUACAUGAACAAAUCCCACAUAAUAAAGGAGCAAAAGACAUAUCAAAAAUAAAAUGGUAAUAUUAUAUCAUGAUGUAUACCAUUAGAUAUUAAUAGAUAUCUAUACUGUAAAAUUAUAAAAAUAAAAAUAUAUAAAAUACUACAUAUAAAACAAUAUAACAAACAGGAUAAAAAUAGUAAAAAAAAAAAAAUCGGUCCAAGGUAAACUCUAGACACCAAUUUAUCUGGUGGGGGGAGGAUAAGACUAUCAUACUGGACACUCAAAAAAUCUAAGUAAAUGAAUAAACUCAAAAUUAAUAUUAAGUCCUCUAGGGGACAUGGUGUCCAGAUUGAAAAUCCACCGACUUUCAAUUUUGUUAAGUUCUUUAAAAUUGUCCUCCCCCCUCCAAUUAGUAUUCUUUGGGAAAAAGCCAUAAAACCCAAGAGAGAAGAGUCAUUAUUGUGCUUGUCCGAAAAAUGUGCAGACACACUAUGUUUUGUGUAUCCCCUCUGGAUGUUUCCCAUGUGCUCCAAUAUGCGGGGUUUAAGACUCCUAGUGGUCAUUCACGCAUACUGGAGCCCACAGGGACACCAGUGAAGAUACACCACAUUUGUGGAGUGACAAGUUAAAGUGCUUUUUAUCUUAAAAAUUUCACAUGUAGUAUAUAAUUUAAAAUUGGUUAAAGUGUCUUUCUUAUUGCUGGUUUUUUUUGCACUCUGGGCACAUUUUACCAUAAUAAAAACCAGGUUUCUGUUUUCAAACAUUCCCGUCACUCCUAAGUCUUUCUGGUCUAAUAUAUCGCAGUCCUUACAAAUUGUAGGUAGUAGGAUCUCUCGAACCAAAAAUAAUUAUUAUGCAAAAUUAAUUUAAUCCCCUCCAACAUAAGAUCCUUUUGGCAAUCCGGUAUGGAGCUAAGAGACAAAAAAUGUUCUACAGCCUUGCAGCCCAAAUGAUGGGAGAUGAUUGUGUACAAAUUGCUAAAAUCAUAUGUAGCCAAUGCACAACCAUCAACCCAUUUAAUGUUUUGUAAUUCCCUAAUUAGUUGAGUCGAGUCCUUCAAAUAGGUGGGCUGUGAAACCACUAAGGGCUGUAGUAGUUUGUCAAUGUAUUCUGACAGUCGACUCAGGAGAGAGUCUACUCCUGCCACUAUAGGCCUACCGGGUGGGUUAGUGGAUUUUUUAUGGAUCUUAGGCAGGGUAUAAAAGACAGGGAUUUUGAAAAUUUCUAUAUCCAUUCUCAUUAAGGAUUUUUAAUGUUUUUCCUUUGUCAAUUAAUGUUUUAUAUAGGAUUCUGAUAUUCUGUGAUGGAUUAUUCACAAGCUUUUUAUAUGUUACAGAAUGCUUCAACUGCCUUAGAAUUUCUUUAACAUAAUUUUCUCUACUUUGAAUGACUACUCCCCCCCCCCCCCAUUAUCAGCCGAUUUAAUAAUAACACUUUGGUCCAUUUUUAGUUCCAUUAGGGCCUUUCUUUCUGCAAAAUUUAAAUUGUUAUUCUGUCUCUUUCUCUGGUAUUUCCAAUUCUUCUAACUUCUCCCAUUAUUAGAUUAUCAAAUACCUGCAUGGCGCCACUUAGCUCAACUUUCGGAAAGAAUUUUGAUUUAUUUUUUAGUUCCGUAUGGAUGAAAUUACUUAUGGCCAUUUCCUCAUAUUUGUCUUUAACUGGAUGUUUUCUAAAAAACCUUUUUAACCAUAAUAUUGGCUAUAUGUGAUAUUAGCAGUUUGUACACAAUCAUCUCCCAUCAUUUGGGCUGCAAGGUUGUAGAACAUUUUUUGUCUCCUAGCUCUAUACCAGAUUGAAAAAAGGAUUUUAUUUUGGAAGGGAUUAAAUUAAUUUUGUAUAAUAAUUAUUUUUGGUUCGAGGCAUCCUACUACCUACACUUGGUAGGGAAUGCGAUGGGGACGAAGUUCGCGCCCAGCUACACCACCCUCUUUAUGCCAUAUUGGGAGAAGUCUUUCCUUUGGGGGGGCAGUGGCUGGGACACGAACUUGGUCCUCUAUCGUAGGUACAUUGACGACAUCUUUUUCAUCUGAAAGGGUGAUGUGGGGUCCCUCGAACUAUUUCUUACUUUUCUAAACAGUAAUGAGAGAAAUAUAUCUCUCAUCUAUGUACAUAGUCCCACCAGGGUUCAUUUUUUGGACUUAGAAAUUUAUAUAGAAAAUUGUAACAUCCAAAGGAAAACAUAUUUCAAAAAUGUCGAUGUAAACAGUUACAUCAACACAACUAGUUGCCACUUUGCACCCUGGUUACGCAACAUUACGAAAGGGCAAUUCAUGAGAGUCCUAAGAAAUUGUAGUGACUCACAAGAAUUCGAUAUACAUACAGACAUUUUAACACAAUUUUUUUAAAGAAUACCCACCUACUGGGUUUUGAAGAACCAAAGGAGAGGGAACGCCGCGCACAAGCUGCAGAGGCCCUUGCAAUUAGGGCCACUUGAUGGCCAUCUUUGAUCCGGAGUCCGGUCAGGUGCCAUAGCCAUUUAACAGCCGCAGCUACUGGGUCCCCUGCUCUGUGUAAAGGUAAGCUGGGAGGAGCUGAGUACAAUAUACUUCCUUCCAGCUUACCAGUGAGCCGCGCAGGGUAGAGGAAUAGAGGGGAGGACUGUGAAAGAGAGAGAGCCUGGAGUCUGGACCCGACUCCCAUCAGACCCAGCCAGAUGCCACUCAACUCCAGGGAAGCCAACACCUGCACCAAAACUGUAUGGAAGCAGGGAAGUGGCUAAAAAUCUGUAAAUUGUUAUCUGUAUGUAGAGAGGCGGCUGUAGACUUUAUGAGGCCUUAGGCAAAACUCAAACAUAAGGCCUCAUUAACAAACAAAGAGGAAAAAUAAUAGGGUUGUAUGUUAUGUAUUUUAUAUGUGUAUAUUGAAAGGUGGGCUUGCAGCACUGUAUACAGAGAGUCAGUCUCUGCAUUUAUUGUUCAGAAGCUUGCAGUGCCGCAGCUUCUUGUACACCUGCAUUGUGAGCUCUCUGGCUGUAGUUGUAGCAUAAUUUACAAACUAAAUUAAUUUGCAAUAAAUAAAUUGAAUUUGCAAAUAUGCCAAUUGUUUAUACACAAUUAUGAGGUAUGGUUGCAUAGCAUGGCAGUCGUGUAUACAUAAGUACUGGUGUGAAGGGGUUAUUGAAAAUAAAAAUUUUGCUUGAGCAAAAAAGCUUUAAAAAAUAAUUUACCAAAUUAUUAGGUGUGUAUGAUGUAUGUCUUCAGCUGGUGACUGUGUGAGUAAAGAGGUACCAAUGGCAGGAAGAGUGUAACAGGGCGAAGAAGGUAAAUGGGACCAGGUGGGGGCGUUUGUGAGAGAAAAUGAGAGAGGGCGAGUAUGACAUGGUUUUAAUGAGACAAUGUGACAGAGCGAGUGGAGGUAAGUGUGUCAGGGCAAUAGUGGCAUGGUAGGAGCAGGGCCAGUCCAAGGAUGAAAUGUGGAUGCAGUGUCCGUGUGUAGUGCAUGUAGAGUGUGCAAUAUUUGUGUGUAGUGCAUGUAGUGCGUGUAGUGGAUGCAGUGUCUGUGUGUAGUGCAUGUAGUUUCCUCUGUGCAGUGUAUGUGUGUAGUGCAUGUUGUGUGUGCAGUGUUUAUUUCUGGGGCUGUAAGGGGUGAUCAUUUUUUUUUUUUUUUUAAACACUUUUGUCCUUUGGUAUCCCACUUAUGGAGACACCGGAGACAUGUCACAAGCAAACACUGCACAAGCAUGUUAAUAAAUUUGCUUGUUCUGCAAGAUGACCUUUUUUCAUCCAAGAGCUCUUCAGCAGGGCUCUGCGCAUUAAACCAGCAUGCUCACUUGGUGAUGACAAAACACUCACCUUCUCAGUGGGCCGCUGUGAUUCAAAAAUAAUGAGGAUACUGUGAGGUAGGGGAGUAAAAGUAUGAUGGAGGGGAAUACUGGGGGGGGAUAAUUCUGUGCGGGAUACUGGGAGUGAGAGGGUUAAUGCUGUGGGGGGAAACACUGGGAGAAAGGGGGUAAUACUGUGGGAGGGAUAUUGUUAGGGAGAGGGUUAAUGAUGUGGGGGGAAAUACUAAGAGGGAGGGGUUUAAUGCUGUGGGAGGUAUACUGGGACGGAGAGGGUUAAUGCUGUGUGGGGGAAAUACUGGGAGGGAGAGUGUUAAUGCUGUGGGGGAUGGAAUACUUGGAGGGGGUGAUUAAAUGCCUGGUGGUCCGGUGGGCUCCCUGGGGGUCCGCUGGCCAUGGCCGCCGGUCUGCAGCUCUGCCGGAUGCAGAGCUGCAGACUAUGUAUCUCACGAGCUCCAGUCAGAUUGGCCAGAAUUCACAAGACAUAUGGUUUGCAGCUCUGCACACUGCAGAGCUGCAGACCGGUAUCUGCGAUGGGUGCUCUCCCUCCCGGGCAAACGGCACAGAGGAGCCUUGCACCCGGCAGCGUACAGAGAAAGUCACCGGGCUCCCUCCUGGUGUCAGACCCUCGGGGGCCCUGGUGUCACUGACCGAGGACCUGCCCCAGUCUGCCCUAAGGCAAUUUAGUUUUUUAUGCGGCCCCCCAGGUAACCUAAGGUUGGACAGCCAUGUCCUAUGAAAUUAAUUCUUGUAAAUGUUACUCUGUGUUUUAGAACAAUAAGCAGUAAGGACAAUUAAUGCUUAGUUACUGAUCAAAGUAGUUAAAUUGCAGACAUUAGAUAGCUAUAUAGAGAAACUGUAAUAAUUAGACUAGUGAUUAGAAUUAGAGAUAUUGUCUUACAUGAUAUAUAAACUUGUGGUGUUUUGCCAUUAUUCAAUGUACUAGUUAUACAUAUUGUAUUUUUUAUCUGUGCAGAAUCAUUGUUGGAGUAUUUUUCUUUUAAAGAAGUUAAAUAAAAGAUUAUAUCAGACAGUGUUCAUUUAAUCUCAACUGUAUACUUUUAUAUUUUAGGGUUUGCAGUUCAAAUGUCAGGACACAUAUGGUGAGCUAAAAGGAUGA
Molecule: messenger RNA, 27102 nt
Organism: Pelobates cultripes (western spadefoot toad)
Lineage: Eukaryota; Metazoa; Chordata; Amphibia; Anura; Pelobatidae
Source: the annotation of a GenBank genome assembly